This is a messenger RNA of Carassius carassius (crucian carp), 1405 nucleotides long. RefSeq names its product spermidine synthase (gene srm). NCBI's taxonomy places the organism in Eukaryota, Metazoa, Chordata, Actinopteri, Cypriniformes, Cyprinidae. The transcript is spliced from 8 exons. Bases 117 to 986 code for a protein of 289 amino acids. Gene Ontology annotation, molecular function: S-adenosylmethionine-dependent methyltransferase activity; spermidine synthase activity. Gene Ontology annotation, cellular component: cytosol. Gene Ontology annotation, biological process: spermidine biosynthetic process. The record is from RefSeq and is a predicted model, not a curated record.
GAACGCCCAACGUGUCAAUCGGCGCUAAGCGCUCAAGAUCUCCAGUAACUCUCGCAGUGGACCGGUUUGAUCAGACUAUCACAACCUACCGCCGCUUACAUUUAAACCCCCCGGCAAUGGACAUCAUUAAAGACGGGUGGUUCACCGAAACAUGCACUUUAUGGCCUGGUCAAGCGAUGAGUCUUCAAGUGGAGGAAGAGUUGUAUCAUAAAAAAUCUAAAUUCCAGGAUGUAAUGGUCUUUAAAAGUAAAACAUAUGGAAAUGUGCUGGUUUUGGAUGGAGUCAUCCAAUGCACAGAACGAGAUGAAUUUUCUUAUCAAGAAAUGAUAGCCAAUCUACCUCUCUGCUGCCAUCCUUGCCCAAAGAAGGUUCUCAUCAUUGGUGGAGGAGACGGUGGUGUCCUGAGGGAGGUUGUCAAGCAUCCACUGGUGGAAUCUGUUGUUCAGUGUGAAAUUGAUGAGGAUGUAAUAAAUGUCUCCAAGAAAUACCUCCCUGGAAUGGCAAAAGGCUUCUUCAGCCCCAAACUUACUCUGCAUGUAGGUGAUGGCUUUGAAUUUAUGAAAAGGAAUCAGGAUGCUUUUGACGUCAUCAUCACAGACUCUUCAGACCCUGUCGGUCCGGCUGAAAGCUUGUUCAAAGAGUCUUAUUAUCAACUCAUGAAAACGGCACUUUGUGAGGGAGGAAUUCUCUGUUGUCAAGGAGAGUGUCAGUGGUUGCAUUUGGAUCUAAUCAAGGAAAUGCGAACCUUCUGUAAGACCCUCUUUCCUGUAGUAGACUAUGCAUACUGCACCAUUCCAACAUAUCCAAGUGGACAAAUUGGCUUCAUGCUUUGCAGUAAAAAUCUGAAAACAAAUUUCCGUGAGCCAAUUCGAGAGCUACAAAGAGAUGAGAUCGAGAGCAUGAACCUCAAAUAUUACAAUCCUGAAAUCCACCGCGCUGCAUUCAUCCUCCCAGAAUUUGCCAGAAAGGUACUAAGUGAAGCGUAAAUGGCAUCAUGGGUGCCACCUUGUCAACACACUGCCUUCUGUGAAAGCAGAACAAAACCCUCACCACAGCUGCAGUAGCUCCCACACCUCAUCCCUCUCCGGCUUUCGAUUGGUCAAUGGACUGCUAAUGGACGAGUGCAAAUGCCUUCUGUAGGCAAAUUCUGUUUAUCUGUCCAGUUCCAUCAGUGCUUCUGUCUUAUGAGUUGUUUUUUCGUUUCCUUCUACAAUUCCACUUCCCACAUCAAGCUUUCUGAACUUUACAAAUAGAAAAUCAUGCAUGUUGUGUGACCGAUUCCAGUCUUUCUUUUACUUGUGUUGAGGAUGAAAAAAGAGUGCAAUGCUACAACUGUCUUGUUUGGCGUUACUUACUUAAUUAAGCAUGCAGUUACUUUAAAUAAACUGCAUAUCUUCUCUAUAAA